GGCUGUGCUGACAGAAAAUCGAUGAGAAAUUGUGCUGUGUUGGUUUCAAUAAUGUGUGUAGUGAAGUUUUACAAUUUUUAUGGUGAUUAACCCCUACAAAGCGCCUAGAAAAUUAUACAGUGAAAUUAUAAACUCUUAAAGUUUACCAUCAUGACUAAGGAUAGACUUGCAGCACUGAAAGCGGCCCAAGGUGAUGAUGAUGUCGCGGUCAGCGUUGAAGACACCAGAGGUAGCGGGUUCAUGGAAGAAUUCUUCGCCGAGGUGGAAGAAAUCAGGGAGAACAUUGAAAAAAUUCAAGGAAAUGUCGAGGAAGUUAAAAAGAAACACAGUGCAAUAUUAUCAGCACCUCAAACAGAUGAAAAGGUCAAGCAAGAAUUGGAAGAUCUUAUGGCCGACAUAAAAAAAACUGCCAAUAGAGUUAGGGCUAAAUUAAAAGUUAUGGAGCAGAACAUCGAACAGUUAGAGCAGACAAGUAUGAUGUCUGCAGAUUUCAGGAUACGCAAAACACAACAUUCUAUGUUGUCUCAAAAAUUUGUUGAAGUUAUGACAGAUUAUAAUAAGACUCAGACAGACUAUAGGGAACGGUGCAAAGCUCGUAUUCAACGGCAGCUAGAAAUUACUGGAAAAGUAACAACAAAUGAUGAAUUAGAAGAAAUGUUAGAAAGUGGAAAUCCUGCUAUUUUUACACAAGGAAUCAUUAUGGAAACACAGCAGGCCAAGCAAACUCUUGCUGACAUUGAAGCUAGGCAUGCCGAUAUCAUCAAACUGGAGAACAGUAUUAGGGAGUUACAUGAUAUGUUCAUGGAUAUGGCUAUGUUGGUGGAAAGUCAGGGUGAAAUGAUAGAUAGGAUUGAAUAUCAUUGUGAACAUGCUAGAGAUUAUAUAGAGACUGCUGUACAAGAUACCAAAAAAGCAUUGGCCUAUCAGAGUAAAGCUCGAAGAAAGAAGAUUAUGAUCAUGAUCUGCGUGAUCAUCUUGGUAGUGAUAUUGGUGUCCACCUUGGGUGGAGUUCUGGGGAUGUAAUUCUACAGCUUGCUGCACCUUACACCAUUUUACUCAUUCUGCAACCUUACACUGGGGGAAGCAAAUUUCAGAUCUAUUUCGUUUUCUUUCCUUCCCAAAUUGUAGGUUGCAGAGAAAAAAAAAUAACUUAGUUCACUAAAGGUGCCAUUACUAACAGGUAGUACUAUCCCACAUUUCUGAAUGUAUGUAUCGUGUAUCUAAUCAUAUAGGGAACGUGUUUAGAGUGUUAAACAAGAAUGUGGAACAAUUAUCAAAAUCAGUUAAGCAUAUAACUUUUCUCUAGUAUAUUUGAAAUGCCUUAAUAUUUUAAUUCAUGUGUAUAAUGUGCAAUAUUUGCAUGACAGUUUGGGUGGGGGGUGAUACCCUCAUUUUAAGUUUCAAAAAAAUAUAUUAGUCUUAGUUCUGUUUCUAAAUUUCUUUUUGAAAUGUGUAAAUUGCCUCAAUAGAAGAUAUCAACUUAGAAUUUCCAAUAUAUCCUUACUCUUAUACUCUGAAAACGCUUUUCAUAUUUUUAACUGUUAGUCUAUAUAACUAUAAUAGAAGCCCUUUUAAUACAUGUGUAAAUUCUAAAUGGAAAAAAAAAAUCUAAAUAAAUGCUUCUGUUUUUAUUUAUACAUUCAAUGUCGAGAUACAUCAAUCAAGAAAUGUUUUUACUUUUAAAAUUGGAUGUUUUUAUAUGUUUAAACUUUUUUAGAGUAUUUGGAUUUGAAGCAUAUAUUGCUCAUAUUUUGAUGUGUAUCUAAAUCUUAUAGGCAUAAAUAUUAAAGUCAUGUUACACUAACGAAUGUUAUAGUAAAUGUUUAUGAGCCUGGCAGAUUCUGUGAUGUAGCCAUAUGUACCUGUUGGCUAUGUAUAUAUUUAUACGUAUAGUGUUUAAAGUAGGUCUACUUUAUAUUAAACUCUUUCAAUAAUUUGCUUUUAAACUAAAUGUUGAUUUGGAAAUAAUGCAGUAUGACAAGUGGCAUAGCUUUGCAAGCAUGCUGUAAUAUGUAUGAGUAGAUUAAUUAUUUCUUUUAGAAUUCGGGGCAAAACAAAAACAAAAAUGUUUCCUUAUGGUACGAAUGACUGUUAUAAAGUGUUGGAACGCACACAAUUUUUCUCUGCUGAUUAAAUGUAAAAAUAUUUUUUGAAAAUGUAGACUUCAACUUCUUCACAAAAAAAAUUGUUUUUUAUUGCUACAUACAGAACUUCUAUAAUCGUAUAUAGUUAUUGCUGUUACAUUUUAUAGACUAUUAUAUUGAACUAUAAGCCUUUGAAGGACCAGGAUGAUUUUUAAGGAAUUUCAUUUUAGUGCACGUAUGGAAAGUUUUUAAUUUUUCUAAUUAGCUAAUAAUGAAAAUUCUGUGUUUUAUGCUAAUCAUUAUAUUAAAUGAAAUAAAUAUUAUUUUUAAUUUUGGCAUCCAAAAUAAGUUUUGUUUUGUUUUGUUUUAUUUAAUAAACUAUAAAAAAAAAAAUCAAGCAUAUAAAAUAACUGUUGGUAAUAUUAACAUAAGAUUAUUUUAUUGCUUGUAGUAACUAAAACAAUAUUUAAUUCAUUAUCAUAUUUGAUUAUUUCCUUAUGUUUAAAAUUAGUAAUUUGAUUUUAAAAAAGUUGCUACAAAAUUGUGAAUCAUAUUGUGGAAAAAUUCUUUAAUGCCUUACAUUAUUAAACUUUUCAAUUCUGAAGAAUUUCUGCAUGAGUUAUCCAAACUAUAAUUAAAGCUUUGAUUUUCACUUGUCUUCCGAAGUGUAGAAAGUGUAACAUUGCCCCCUUUCAAUACAGAAUGUUUUCCUAAUAUGGUAAACAUUCCUCCUCAUGUGACUAAUACACACUUAUUGUUGGUCUUUCAAACACAGAAAUUUUUGUAAAGAGAUAUAUCCUUAUAUAUAUUUAAAUGUAAAUUCAUUCAUAAUCAUUAUUCAUUUACUUUCAAUGAAAUCAAGUAUUUUCAAGAGUUUAUUAUCAGCAAUAAGCUGAUCAAAAACUAAAUAUUUUUUCUAAACAGGGUAACUGAAAUAAUGAAGAAAAUAACAGUUUCGCUCAUUAUCUGUCUGAGCAUUAUCUGUCAACAUCAUCGACCAUUGUUAAUUAUGUUUCUGCUGUACAUCUACAGUUGAUAACAAACUGAUUCAGUAAUCAAUAAAGAGCUAAUUAGGAAAUUAAAAUAGUAUUAUGGUCAAAAUAAGAUUCUCUUAAGAGCUGUGAAAUGCUCUUUAUAAACUAAAUCACAGAAUUUAAGAAAAAAUUUCUGAAUUUGCAUACUGUUAUAAUUUUUGGGAUUAAUGUGGGGUAGUGCUACCUUUCGUUUGGCUGCAUAAGUACUUAAUCUCAUUUCAUGUCGAAAAAAUAAAAAGUUUCCUGUCUUUUUCAUCUCCAUCUAUGCAGUACCAUCAUGUAUCUGUGUUUAGGCUAAAAUAUUUUUCCCUUGUACAUUUCCAGUUCUGUGAAAUUGUCAGAACAUAGCCUUUAAUGCUACCAGUUCAUCAGUUAGGAUUUGGAUAAAGGAUAUUAAAAGUUCUAUGUAGAAGUGACGUCGUUAGUUAGGUGUGUUUGCACUAACUCCUAUAUCUGCCUGAAUCCUUUGAAUUGAAAAACUACUGUAUAUUUUUUCUUGGAUGUUUUCAAAAAAAAAUCUGUCGAAGAAAUAAAAUGCUAUCUUUUAAAGGUUUUAUUUGUGGUUUUUCUCUCAUUUAAUUUUUGUUCAAAAGAAUCUUUUUUUUUUUUUUCAAUAAUUGUAUAUCUAAAUGAGCUUGGAAAAUUUAUUUAUUUUCAUCCCUUUUUAAGUUUCAAAACUGUUCUAGGUUUGUUUAUCUUAGGGGAGGGGAUACCCAAAUUCAAAGUUUUCAGGGAGAUAGAAUUGGAGCUGGUAGAUCAAAUUACUAUAAAGUUUUUGAAAGAAAUUAAAGGCAGUUUUCUAAACUUAAGUGCACUGAUAAGAGAGCCUGCUUUAUGGAUACUCUAUAGUAUAAAAUGCGAUUUUCUUCAGUGUGAUAAAAUGACUUAGUCUUUCAAAUUGAGUGCAUAGCUUCUGUGAACACUGCAAGUAUAGAUAUGCCGUUAGUAACUUUCAUAAAGCAAUUGUGUAAAAUUUCCCUCAAAAUCCUUAAAUAUUUUUUCAGCUUUCAAUUAUUCAAUACUAUUUGACAAUCUUUAGUUUUGUAUUAAAAGUAUUAUCAGAUAUAUAGGUAUUGUAUUUUUAAAAAAUGUCUCAAACCCAAUUGUUUUGUUAUUUUGACUUAUUAAUUUUUUUUUUAAGAAAAUUUGAGUGAAUUUGAAGUAAUCCCAAACAAUAGAUGUUCCUGUGGUUCCCAAUUUAAAAUUAAUAAAUAUUUCCUAAAUUUUUUUCUUCUACUUGGAUCAGAGGUACAUUUUUUAUAUAAAAUAAUGAUAUAAAUUAUACAUAUUCAUAUUUUAAUAUCUAUUUUCGAUUAUAUUAAAUUAUUUUCAUAGAUAUUUAAAUAUUGCCUUACCAUAUCUAAAGCGUUUCUAAAAUCAAUUGGCUGUAUUUUGGAUAAUUUCUUUCAAAACUACAUAAUGUAAAUAAGGUAUAUUUUUGAAUUGGGAACCACUUAUUUCUUCUUCUGAGGAAGUAUACAAUUUGAGAUAAAGUAGCUUAUCAUACAUAUUCUUGGUGAAAUGUAAUGUGAUUUAUAAAUGUUUGAAAUAAUAAUGGAUUAGGGUUAACAAUUUCAUGUAUUUUACCACUAUUCAUAAAAUUAUAGACCGCCAAACUAAGAAAGUGUUUUCAGUGUCUUUUAAACUUUCUCUUGUUCUGUGAUUAUGAUAUAUUAGUUUUCUUUUAAAACCAAAAAGAAGAAGAAUUGUAUUACUGCACAUUUUUUAAACAAUAUCUAGUGUUAAAUUUCUGCAUAGUUUAAUAUUUAUAUGUAUACAUAUAUAUUACGGCAUGACUGUAAGCCACUGCCAUACACAGGAAUUAUAUUUCUGUCCAACAUUAAAAAAAGCAGUGAUGUUCAUCUUAGAACACUGUUCUUUUUUGAAAAAAUCUUGUUGUCGUUUUAGUGGCCACUUCAAACUUGUAGUUAUAGAAAAAAUUAAACAAGUCCCACUGAACUAUAACUGCCCCAUUUCACUUUUUGGUGUUUUUCAUUCCACCUGAUCAUUCCAAGGUUCAGUGUAAAUAAUACUGUAAAUAUUUGAGAAAGCAGUCAUCAUGCGAGAAGGAUUCCUCUGAUCACAUUUAAGGUUUCGGUUCUGGAAUGGUUAAUGGGCUCUAUCACUGUGCUUCCCUACCAAUGUAUGAAUUCUGUUUUUUCUUUUACUUUGGUUCAAACUGUUGUAGACCACACUUGUGCUUAGUAUUUGAAAUUCUGAUUAAAUAAUGGGAGUUGUAGUGAGUGACUUUCGAACACCUCUCUAUGUCUUAGGGGAUGACAAAUAAAGAAAUGUGAUUUAUAUACAAAUUAGGUGCAUAAAAUAAUAAAUAAAAUCAAAAAUGUAAAGAAAGCAACCCUCGACAUGUAAAAGAUAUUUGCAGUUCCAGGUUGUUCAUUAACAAAUGUGGGUGAUCAGCUUUUCUGUGCGAGAAUUUCUGUACCAUUUUGCAAUAAGAUAGGCCAGCUAGAUCAUCCAAAUCCAAAGGAGAAGGGUCCUAAAAAUCUCUAUUUGUUUUCAGGAGUGUUGUCUCUGAAAAUUUUGCUAAGAGUUCUUGAAAGUUAUCUUUGCAUUAAACCAAUAUUGUGUACUUGCCAUUGUCUGUUGUUUCUUUGCAUAUGCUGUUUACUAGUGAUCACAUUGCUGACUCAAUGUAAGCCCAUCUUUGUGUAUAUUUUACUAUGUGAUUACUGUUUCAUUUUAAUUUUGAAUGUUUUCUAAGUCGUCAACUCUAUUCCCAUAUAAAUGAAGAACUUAAGGUCACUGAUUUUUUUUAAAGCGUAUGUUCUCUUUGUGAAUAAUCAGUUAGUGAUAGAUACUAUUUCAGUUAAACUGCAAAUUUGCAUCUUUUAAAAUGAAGAGGGUGUUGCUUUGCCUUAAAAAGUCAAUUUUAUUCUGCUGUGGCUCCAAAUAUUUCUAGUUACACAUGUUACUUUCACACUGUAGCUUUCCUGAUAUUUAGAUUUCAAUUCAUAUACACUGUUGAAUUUUGUUUGAUUCAUAUUAAUAUCAAAAGAAAUAUACAUCAUCUCCAGUUUAUCUAUAGCAUUAUCACAAAUAUCUCUGUACUUCCGUUUUAUCUGUUAGAAUUCUGUAAGUUAUUGUGCCUUAACUGUGUGACUGUAACAUGUGGUUCAGUUUGGGACUCGACUAACAACCAUGUACAGACUGAUUAAUCAUUUCCCUUUUUACAUUUAUGCACUGAAUAAUCGGAACUUUUGUGCACAUUUUCAAUUUUGUCUGCCGUUUUCAUAUCCAUAGGUUUCAUUUAUGAAUGAUUUGAUCUCUGUUGUGUGAUGUUGAAAUUUUUAAUUUAAUGUAUAACCUGUAUAUAGUCUCAUCGUUUAUUGUACAUAAUAAAUUACAGAUAAGUUAUUUUUGUGAUUGGCUGAUUGUGUUUAAGGUUUAUACAGGUUUGUCAUAAUCCUUCUCUAUCCUCUUGGUAGUUUUGAAUCAGUAUUCUUCUCAAGAAAACCAGAUAACACAAGUGCAGAAAAUAUUUUUCACUUGAAAAUAUAAAAGUGCUUAAAAGUAGUUUGUUACUACUUUACAAGAAGUCUGCAUGCUUAUAUGAAUUCCCUGCCUCUAUUUUAUUUAACUUUCUUUAACUAAUUUAAGAAUGUUAAGUUAAAUUUUGAAAUAAUUAUUUUAUUAAAUUAUGUAAUUUUUAUGUUUUAACAAUUAAUUCUUAUUACUUUAAACAUUGUAAACCAAAUAGUUUAAAUGAUAUAGAUUAUUACUUUAACAAACCUGUAUAAACAAAAUAAAAAUAAAGUCCUUUGUGGCAUUAUUUAUUGCAAUCAUUCAAGUGAACAACAAAUUGUAUAUUUUAAUUUGUGAUUGUAUUAUAUAAUUCUAAACAUCAUUACAACAUUUUGUGUGAAAAGUAUGAUCAUCGUAGAAUUAUUUAUUGAAUUUCUGUAGCAUUUCAUUACUAAGUUUCACUGCCCUUUUAUGAUUUGUUUGACUACAAUUUAUUUCAUUAUUUUGUUCAUAAAAAAAAAGUGCAUUGCUCUGUGAUUACCUCUGGUGGUCAUUGUAAAUAAUUUAAGAUUUGGUGAAACUUGACUAUUUAUUAGGUUACAUAAUAUAGAAACUGUAAGUGUUUAGAAUGGGAAUGAAAUCAACAAACUUGGAGUGUUGCAUUUUUAGAAACUGAUGAACUAAAUAUCAAAGCUAAAUCUGUAACCUGGAAGUUGUAAAACUUACAAGUUUGUUUGAUUUUUUUUAGUUGUUUUGGUUAAGAUGUUUAAUUUUAAAUGGCAAGUUUUAUCUAAAUAUCAUAUUUAUUUAUUUAAUUUUUUCAAUCUAAAAGCAUUGCUUACAAAAUAAACUCAUAAAAAGUUUUCUUUAAUAUGCUUUUUUUUAAUGAAUUUUUGCAAGAUUUUUUUAUGAAAUAUAUUUCUAAUUUAAAAGUCAUAAUUUUUCUUUAAUUUUUAAAGUGCUUUGUUUUGCAAAAUAUUAUUAAGUCAUGAAUAUGGAUGAAGAUGGUACUUAAACAGAAUCAGAAUGUCAAGUUUCGUCACAUUUUAAUGUAUUACAGAAUGUCAUGAAUAGUGUUUCUGAGCAUGUCACAAAGAAAAGUUACCUUGCUUAGUAAGAUUUCUAUACAAUCCUUGCUUGAGAAGAACAAAGAACUUGUAAUUUUGGCAUAUCUGUGUUAAUACCUGUUUUAUAACAGUGAAUUGCUGCCAAUAAUUUAGUUCUGUAACCUUUUGUAAUUUGUUCAUGCUAGAUAAUCCUUAUUAUAUUGUUAAUUUGUUUUCAUGCAUCUUAUAAAUUUAGAGAAAUCAAAAAAAAAUUUUUUUUUUUUCUUUUUUUGGUCUUAUGCUGAUCUUUCUUCAUGGAAUGAGCAAUAAACAUGUUUAGGGAUGACUAAUAUGUGUGUUUUACUUCAACGGGUUUCUUUUUUUUUUAAAUUUA
This is a messenger RNA of Argiope bruennichi, 8041 nucleotides long. RefSeq names its product syntaxin-1A-like (gene Syx1A). Gene Ontology annotation, biological process: exocytosis; intracellular protein transport; synaptic vesicle fusion to presynaptic active zone membrane. Gene Ontology annotation, molecular function: SNAP receptor activity; SNARE binding. The transcript has 10 exons. The record is from RefSeq and is a predicted model, not a curated record. NCBI's taxonomy places the organism in Eukaryota, Metazoa, Arthropoda, Arachnida, Araneae, Araneidae. Gene Ontology annotation, cellular component: presynaptic active zone membrane; SNARE complex; synaptic vesicle. The coding region runs from base 151 to 1023 and encodes 290 amino acids.